AUGAAGUCCGAGAAGAAGUCCAGCCAGACCUCCACCUUCCAGGGUAAGGGUCGCACUUCUACCUACCAUGACGAGAGCUCCGAGAGCCAUUCCACCGGCCCGGCCAUCGUCAUCCCGCCCUUCGACGUGGCCAACGCCCCCCGGUCGCCGCGGACCCUGAGCAAGAAGGUGCUCAACUCCCCGACCGAGCGCAUCAUCAUCCACCGCGAGGGUGCCGUGGCCCAGGACAUGGACUUCGGUGAGGUCAAGGUCCGCAAGAUCGAGGUCAACCGCAGCGAGGAGAGCGCCCUCAAUGCCAAGCGCAUCGCCGAGGCCCGGGCCAAGAUCCUGGAGGCGCAGCGCGUUCGCCGCGACGAGAGCAUCCUGGCGGCCGAGGCCCGCAAGAUGGCCGAGACCUCCCUGGAGAACGCCGAGCAGGCCUGCAAGGUGGUCGAGGUCCAGGAGAAGCUCAAGAUGAGCCUCAUCGAGAAGGAGCGCGAGUUCGAGCGCCAGCGUGUGGAGGCCCACGAGGCGGCCGUCGAGGCGGAGAACUGCCGCGCCAACGCCCGCGCCGAGGAGGUCCUCUUCAUCGAGCAGCGCAAGGAGGCCCUGUCGCUGGCCGCCAAGCAUGAGCUGGCCGCCGAGCAUGCCCUCAAGAUCGAGAAGGCCUACGGCAUUGUCCUGGCCGAGGCCGAGCGCCGCCAGGCCAUCCUCGUCAGCGAUGUCCAGUAUGAGGUCAUCGGUGAGCUCAACCAGGAGGUCGGCGAGUCGGCGCGCAUUCGCGUCGAGAUCGAGCCCCUCGGCAUCCAGGAGUCCCGCAUGCAGUCCUCGGCCAAGGUCCGCGCCACGGCCAAGCUGGCCGAGGUCACCGAGCACCUGCCCCAGCACCCGCCGAUUGUCGUCCACCCGGAGGCCGUCGAGGCUCGCCGUGUCCACACCGAGACCCACGUCAUCACCACCACCAAGUCCGAGCUGCUUGCCAGCCUGAACAACGAGACCAUCGAGGCGGUGGCCCGGCCCAUUGCUCACGGCGAGGCGUUUGCCCAACAGCACACCAACCUGCACAAGCACCUUUGA
Fonticula alba is the source of this 1056-nucleotide messenger RNA. RefSeq lists its product as hypothetical. The transcript has a single exon. Lineage: Eukaryota; Rotosphaerida; Fonticulaceae. The record is from RefSeq and is a predicted model, not a curated record. The coding region runs from base 1 to 1056 and encodes 351 amino acids.